Molecule: messenger RNA, 2625 nt
Organism: Callorhinus ursinus (northern fur seal)
Lineage: Eukaryota; Metazoa; Chordata; Mammalia; Carnivora; Otariidae
Gene: SLC26A11
Product: solute carrier family 26 member 11
Biological process (GO): sulfate transmembrane transport
Cellular component (GO): membrane
Molecular function (GO): secondary active sulfate transmembrane transporter activity
Source: RefSeq, a predicted model, not a curated record
UCCCGCUCCCUUUGCGGUUCCUGCGGACCCCGCUGCGGCGACACCCGGAGACCCCAACCUGCGGCACCCGGCAUGCCAUCGUCUGUGAAGGCGUUGGGUCAGGCCAGGACCUCGGGUGCCAGUAUGGCCCCCCAGGCCCACUGCUGCUCCCCUGCGGCCGUGCAGAGGCGGCUGCCCAUCCUGGCGUGGCUGCCGGACUACUCCCUGCAGUGGCUGAAGAUGGACUUCAUCGCUGGACUCUCGGUUGGGCUCACAGUCAUUCCCCAGGCGCUGGCCUAUGCUGAGGUGGCUGGACUCCCGCCCCAGUACGGCCUCUACUCUGCCUUCAUGGGAUGCUUCGUGUAUUUCUUCUUGGGCACCUCCCGGGAUGUGACGCUGGGCCCAACGGCCAUCAUGUCCCUCCUGGUCUCCUUCUAUGCUUUGCACGAACCCGCCUACGCUGUGCUGCUGGCCUUCUUGUCUGGCUGCAUCCAGUUAGCCAUGGGCUUCCUGCGCUUGGGCUUUCUGCUGGACUUCAUCUCCUGCCCCAUCAUCAAGGGUUUCACCUCCGCUGCCGCCAUCACCAUCGGCUUCGGGCAGAUCAAGAACCUCCUGGGACUACAAGAUAUCCCGAGACAGUUUCUCCUGCAAGUGUAUCAGACCUUCCGCAAGGUCGGAGAGACCAGGGUGGGCGAUGCCGUGCUGGGGCUCGUGUGCAUGGUGCUGCUGCUGGUGCUGAAGCUGAUGCGGGACCACGUACCUCCCGUGCACCCCGAGAUGCCCCCGGGCGUGCGGCUCAGCCACGGGCUGGUCUGGACUGCCACCACAGCCCGCAACGCUCUGGUGGUGUCCUUUGCCACCCUGGUCGCAUACACCUUCGAGGUGACUGGAUACCAGCCUUUCGUUCUAACGGGGCAGACCGCCGAGGGGCUCCCUCCAGUCCGGAUUCCGCCCUUCUCAGUGACCACGGCCAAUGGGACAGUUUCCUUCACCGAGAUGGUACAGGACAUGGGUGCUGGGCUGGCCGUGGUGCCCCUGGUGGGUCUCCUGGAGAGCAUCGCGGUGGCCAAGUCCUUCGCUUCUCAAAACAAUUACCGCAUCGAUGCCAACCAGGAGCUGCUGGCCAUCGGCCUGACCAACGUGCUGGGCUCCCUCGUCUCUUCCUACCCGGUCACAGGCAGCUUUGGACGGACAGCUGUGAACGCUCAGUCGGGGGUGUGCACCCCAGCGGGGGGCCUGGUGACAGGAGUUCUGGUGCUGCUGUCGCUGGACUACCUGACCUCGCUGUUCUACUACAUCCCCAAGGCGGCGCUGGCUGCCGUCAUCAUCACGGCCGUGGCUCCGCUGUUCGACACCAGGAUCUUCGGGACGCUCUGGCGCGUGAAGAGGCUGGACUUGCUGCCCCUCUGCCUGACGUUCCUGCUCUGCUUCUGGGAGGUCCAGUAUGGCAUCCUGGCCGGGACCCUGGUGUCCGUGCUGAUUCUCCUGCACUCCGUGGCCAGACCCAAGAUGCAGGUGUCAGAGGGGCCGGUGCUGGUCCUGCAGCCAGCCAGCGGUCUGCACUUCCCCGCGGUGGAGGCCCUCCGGGAGGCCGUACUCACCCGGGCCCUGGAAGCAUCCCCCCCACGCUGCGCGGUUUUGGAGUGCACGCACGUCUGCAGCAUCGACUACACCGUGGUGCUGGGGCUCGAGGAGCUCGUGGGGGACUUCCGCAGGCACGGCGUCACCCUCGCCUUGGUCGGCCUGCAGGUUCCUGUCCUCCGUGUGCUGCUGUCUGCUGACCUGAAGGGUGUCCAGUACUUCUCCACCCUGGAAGAGGCAGAGAAAUACCUGAGGCAAGAACCAGGGACCCAGCCCUACAACGUCAGCGAAGACUCCGUUCCGGAGCACAAGAUCGCCCUGCUGAAGGCCUGAUGGGGGCGCUGAUGGGCGUCUGAUGCUGGGGAGUCUUACGGAAGGUUCUGGAUGCUGUGAUGCUAGAUGCUGCCCUAUAAACGCCUUGGCCCGAGGGCUCUGAGCAGGUGACCCCCGAAGGAAGAAGGAAACCUCGCAUCGAGAUCCACAGGUGGGACUCCCGGGCUUUAUUUGGGGUGACUGAAAAAUCACCUCCUUUCUGUUCCCUGGGCAUGAACCUUUUUCUGAAGAACGGUUUGCAGAGAGCCUUCUAGAACGACAGAUCCUGUGAGAAGAAAGGCAGGAUUUCCACCUGGUCCAGGGGAAGGGCCCUCACACCCCAGCACCUUCCUGGUUACGGGGGGUGGUGGGGUUGGGCAGCUCCGAGGCGAGUUCCAGUCCGGGUGGCGGCAUCUGUGCUGCUGUUGGGAAGGAAACCGAGAUGUGCAAAAUGACUUAAUGUGUCUGUGAAAAAUAAUUUUGUCGUCGGUGUUUUUUAAAUUAAAAAAGCAAGAGCUUUGGUGUUUUUGUAAAAACCAUAAAUGCUUAUUGUAAAACGUACAGGAACCCUUCUCCUCCAUCCACUUUGGUGGUAGUCCAGGCUGCCUCCCCCUCCACCCCAUCGGUACGUCAGCAUGCGGGUGUGUGUCCCCAGCCGCGUGUGGAUGGGGUCAUUGCAUACAUGGUGCUCUGUGACCCACACUUUCAUGCAGUCCUUGCUGUGAAUUACUCAUUGUGAUAAUAAACAGAGAA